UGGCUGCGGUUGUCCGCACCCCGAGGCCGCGGCCAUGGCCUACUCCACGGUGCAGAAGGUGGCCCUGGCCUCGGGGCUCGUCCUGGCGGUGUCCCUGCUGCUGCCUAAGGCCUUUCUGUCCCGCGGGAAGCGGCCGGAGCCGCCGCCGGCCUCCGAAAGAAAAUUGGGUCGAUUUCCACCUGUAAUGCAUCAUCACUCAGCACCUGUAGAUGGCCAGACCCCUGGGGCUCGUUUCCAAAGGUCUCACCUCGCAGAGGCAUUUACCAAGGCCAAAGGAUCAGGUGGAGGAAGUGGAGGAGGAGGUGGUGGAAGAGGCCUGAUGGGGCAGAUUAUUCCAAUCUAUGGCUUUGGGAUAUUUUUAUAUAUACUAUACAUUCUCUUUAAGCUCUCAAAGGGGAAAACUGCAGAGGAUCGGAAAUACUCCACUUCUACACCUGGAAACACACACAGGAAAAUUACCAACUUUGAGCUUGUCCAAUUGCAAGAAAAACUGAAGGAGACAGAGGAAGCCAUGGAAAAAUUAAUCAAUAGAGUGGGACCUAAUGGUGAGAGCAGAGCACAGACUGUGACUUCUGACCAAGAGAAACAAUUGCUGCAUCAGCUUCGAGAAAUUACUAGGGUCAUGAAAGAAGGGAAGUUCGUUGACGGAUCUACUCCUGAGAGGGAAGCAGAGGAAGCCCCAUAUAUGGAGGACUGGGAAGGUUAUCCUGAAGAGACUUAUCCAAUUUAUGACCUUUCAGACUGCAUCAAUCGUAGGCAAGAAACAAUCCUGGUGGAUUACCCUGAUCCAAAAGAGCCCACUGCUGAAGAAAUAGCUGAAAGAAUGGGAGUGAUGGAAGAGGAAGAAUCAGACCAUUUGAGCUGGGAACAUCUGCCCACUGACCCCAGAGUCCAGGAAGAUAAUUCUAUGGCCUUGCAUGACCUAGAGCCAGAAACAUGUUCCUGCUGUUUUCAGGAAGAAGAGGAUCCUGCUGUCUUGGCAGAAAAUGCUGGAUUCAGUACAGAUAGCUACAAUGAGAAAGAGGAAACUACCAAAGAAGACUGGCCUCAUGACUUUAGAGAUGAAGGGCUGGGCAUUCGUGCUGAACAAGCACACACAUGUGGCAUGUUGAGGAAGCGUAACCCACAAGGUUUAGAGUAAAAACAGCCAGUUUGGUGAAA
Molecule: messenger RNA, 1161 nt
Organism: Perognathus longimembris pacificus (Pacific pocket mouse)
Lineage: Eukaryota; Metazoa; Chordata; Mammalia; Rodentia; Heteromyidae
Gene: Ric3
Product: RIC3 acetylcholine receptor chaperone
Exons: 6
Coding region: 35-1141 (368 amino acids)
Biological process (GO): protein localization to cell surface; synaptic transmission, cholinergic
Cellular component (GO): intracellular membrane-bounded organelle; neuronal cell body; neuron projection
Source: RefSeq, a predicted model, not a curated record